Molecule: messenger RNA, 2169 nt
Organism: Neopsephotus bourkii (Bourke's parrot)
Lineage: Eukaryota; Metazoa; Chordata; Aves; Psittaciformes; Psittacidae
Gene: CUNH4orf33
Product: chromosome unknown C4orf33 homolog
Exons: 6
Coding region: 493-1095 (200 amino acids)
Source: RefSeq, a predicted model, not a curated record
AAGAAGUGUCUUGCUGAACACGUCUGGAGGACUUGGUGUCGAAGAAGGGCGCUCCGAGACCGGAGGCACCUUGAAGCCCUCUGGGAGCUCCUGCCUGUGUCUAAAAGCGAAAUCUUAAAUACGCUAAAAGCUACUGUCUCUCCUCGGUUUCCGACUUUCCUCCCAUUCUCUUGGAGCAAUUAAGAAAAACACUAGGGUAACUACUUCCUGCUUGUCCUUUUCCUUCUUACCGGCCUGGGUGGGGUCUGGAAUGGACGACGUAAAUCCGUUCGGUAGGGAGAGAUACGAAGUGGUGGCAGCGGCGAGCAGCAGCAGAUUUCUCCUUGCUGCUGGGGUCUGAGCGUACCAGCUAGGUGUUCUCGGCACUGUGUGUCUUGAGGCCAUGCAAUAUGACUACAAAGUGACUGAGAAAGUACUUGCUGUAAAACUGUUGAGCGUUUGCAUGUCUUUACAGCGUAUUAGCAGCUGGUAGAGGUGUAAUGUUAAAAGUGUAUGAACAUGGAAUUUACAGUUAAACACACAUGGGAUGGUUUACCUGUGAGCCAUGAGCUGGCAACAAUUUGGCUGAAGUCAAACAACGUGGGACUGCUAAUGGAAGUUAGUGCUCCCUUCUUUAAUGACCCUCCAGGGCCACUUGGAGAGCCGGGGAAACCUUUCAGUAGACUGUGGGACUAUGAGGUUGUAGAAGCAUUUUUCCUGAAUGACAGAACUGAACAAUAUUUAGAAGUUGAAGUUUGUCCCCAUGGACAGCACUUGUUGCUGCUGCUUUCUGGCAGAAGAGAAGUAUGGAAAGUAAGUGAACUUUCUUUAGAGUUUGAGGUGACCAGAAUGAAAACCAAAUGGGAGGGUAAAGUUCAUCUUCCUUGGAAUUAUUUUCCACCAUGCAUUAACAAGUUCAAUGCAUUUGCAAUUCAUGGCUCAGGAGAAGAAAGAAAAUACGAAGCGCUUUAUUCAGUACCUCAACAUGAACUACAGGAAGGACAGAAACCAGAUUUUCAUCGCCUGGAAUUUUUUGAAGAUUUGAACUUGAAAGGACUAAUGGGAAAAGAUUGGAAGCAGCCUGAAUCAGAUAUUUGGAAAUCUCUCAAUAAUUAAAUGGAUCAAGGCAUAAAUUUUCAUAGCAUUAAGGUUGGAUGAAGCUGUAUGGAAGCAGCUUCAUUCUGGGCAGAGUCUGUAAAUAUCAGAUUCCCAAGGCAUUUCUUGACAUCAAAAUCAUUGAUCAGUCUUAAAAUCAACUGCAAAGUAUCUGAAUGUACAUACUAUGCAAUAGCUGUGCUUCAGUUCAUCUAGGUAUGGAGUUUUUCAUACGUGGUGAAUCUGCUCCUACCAAUGAAGGGGAGAAGUGCUAAAAUGAAGUGCUAAAAUUACAGCUGUGGUUUUGUGAGAGCUCUAGCCUGAGAAGGCCAAUAUCUGGCUUGGAGUCCUUCAGUUUCUUCGAGUUAGUCCAUUUCUGCUGCAUUUUCUUGUUUGUCAUUCUGUUGAAUGAAUCUUACGUGCCUAAAUUUUUUUUUUUUUUUUUUAUUGCAAUUGGGAGAAAGAAUACCUCUUCUGGGAACAGAAAAGAAUAUUGCUAUCAUGGCAUUUGUGGCCCAGUACUUGCAUUGUAAAGUGCUGUGGAGGUAUUGCACUACCCUCUCUUAAACCUUCCUAUGCAAGUUUUUCCUUGCAUGGUAUUGAAGGGGAACUUAAUCUGUGUUAGUUUACUAUCAGACUUCUCUCCUUCAAAUUCAAUGUGGAAUUUCUAGUGAUAUUUAGGUAUGGACAGUAGAUCUACAAAAGAUUUUAUGUAUUCCAGGAAAAAUUUCUGGGACAAAUAAUGUUUAGUAUAACCUCUCGAUGUACCUACAAAAGCUCAUAUGUUCCAAGACCUUGUCACGUCACCUUAAGGAUUCAGCUCAGACAUAGGAGAAUUUUGUAUGCAUACUAACUGAUGUUAGAAAUACUCUAAUUUUAAAUACUUACAUUUUCUAUGUGCAGGCAUGAAUAUUUUUAACAGUCGUGAAUACUGUUAGAUGGCAACAUCUAAUUGUAAGUUGUCACAAUUUACAAGUGAUAUGUCAUUUUUUUGUCUAGCAUAGUACAUGAUCCUUGACUGUGGCUGCUAACUUGAUCCUAUAUAAAUUAAGUAAGGAACUGGGAAGCUUGCCCACUAGCUAGAUCUUACUUCUG